Prosopis cineraria is the source of this 2955-nucleotide messenger RNA. RefSeq lists its product as uncharacterized. Gene Ontology annotation, molecular function: protein dimerization activity; DNA binding. The record is from RefSeq and is a predicted model, not a curated record. Lineage: Eukaryota; Viridiplantae; Streptophyta; Magnoliopsida; Fabales; Fabaceae. The transcript is spliced from 7 exons. Bases 1 to 2946 code for a protein of 981 amino acids.
AUGAGAGCACCAGAGCUGUCUUCUUCCAUCUUUGUCCGAGUAGCUGAAGGAGGUGCGUCGAUCUGCUCUGUUUCACUCUUCCCUGCUCUGCAUAUUCUCCUUCAUUCUGGCUUCUUCCGUUUUCUCCUCCUGUCAUCGGCGAGUGUGUGUGUGGAGGCGGAGAAGCCUAGCUUGUCGACGCUGCAGACUUCUAAUUUUUCCCCCGUUUUGCAACGCUGCCCUGAGGGAAUUAAGGCGAAAAUAAAGAAUGCAGAACAAACCAGAGUCGCAGACAGAGGGAUACCGGCACCGCACGCACGCUCAGCUCUUAGAUUGCAGCUCGCAAGUUUGUCACGGUUUCAGAUCUCUCGUCUCUUUGAGCUACAAAGUCACCGUUCGGUACCGAUUUUCAGAUCGCCGCAUCUGGUUUGGCUUCUUGUUUCUAUUCUCGGUUUCACGGUUUCAAUUCAGAGCUGCGAACUGCGAAGUCACGGACUCACGGUUGGCGCAUCUGGUAAAUUUCUGAUUUGGGAUUUGAUUAAGGUUUCUGUGCUGACUGCUGAGAUUGAAAGAGAUUUAACAGGAAUUUCCAGUAUUAUGGAAGCUGAAGAGAUUGAAAGAGUUGGAAGAUUUCGUUUUAAAAUGACAUCUGAAAAUGCUUCAACUACUGCAUCAACACAAUCUGUUAGAUCAAAGACAGAUCCUACAUGGGAGCAUUGUGCUGAGGUCAAGCUCCCAGAUGGCAAAAUUCGCCUAAAAUGUUUGUACUGUGCAAAAGAAUUUGCUGGUGGAGGGAUUCAUAGAAUGAAACAACAUCUUGCUGGAAAGAAAGGGGAUGCAAUAAGUUGCAAAAAGGUGCCUGCUGAUGUUCGCUACCGACUUGAAGAAAAUUUAAAGGAGAUUAGGGAGAAUAAAGGCAAAAGGCAAGAUAGUUAUGAAGAGGACAAUCCAUAUGGCCCUAAUGUCACACCAUUAGAAAGUCAUGAUGGAAAUUUAGAAGAAAUUUCUACUCCUCAAUCUCAAACCCUCAAGGAAAUUCAAUCACAAAGUCAAACGCAACUUGGAAAAAGAAAGGCUCCUAUUGACAAAUAUUUUGCACCAAGAACAACCCCAGGAGCACAGCCAGGGAUACGAAGUGCGCUUGCAGGUAAAGAACCUAUACGUAGGGCAGACAUGGCUUUUGCUAAGUGGAUGUAUGAUUGUUGUAUCCCAUUGAAUGUUGUCAAUUCAGCAUUCUUUCAACCUAUGAUUGAUGCGUUUACAGCUAUUGGCCCUGGUUAUAAAGGGCCAAGUUAUCAUGCCAUGAGAACUAAAUUACUGCUUGAUACUAAAAAGGAAGUUCAAUUAAUGGUUGAUAGUUUUAGAAACUUUUGGGAUGAUACUGGUUGUACAAUCAUGGCCGAUGGUUGGCAAGAUCAAGCAAAUAGGCAAUUGAUUAACUUUCUUGUCUAUUCUCCUAGGGGAAUUGUUUUUAUUAAAUCUGUUGAUGCAUCAGACAUAGUCAAGGAUGCCCAAAAUUUGUGCAACUUAUUCACUGAAAUGGUUGACUUUGUUGGAGUUACAAAUGUUGUGCACUUGGUAACUGAUAAUGCAGCUAAUUAUAAAGCUGCUGGGCGGUUAUUAUGUGAUAAAUUUCCUUCUAUUUUUUGGUCUCCUUGUGCUGCACAUUGUUUGAACUUGAUUUUAGGAGAUAUCGGUAAAAUGGAUAUUGUGAUUGGCUUGGCAACACGUGCAUCUAUGGUGACAAAGUUUGUUUAUAAUCAUGCCUUUUUGCUUGCUUGGCUGAGAAAAAGAGAAGGUUGGACUGAAAUUAUUCGCCCUGGGGUGACACGAUUUGCUACCACUUUUAUUGCAUUGAAAAGUAUUCAUGAGCAUAAACAUGAUUUGCAAGCCUUGGUAACUAGCAAAGUAUUUUUAGAUUCUAGAUACUCAAAAGGAGAAAAGGCAAAGGAUGCGACUUUAAUAGUGCUAGACAAUCAAUUUUGGAAUGAUUGUAAAAUUGUAGUCCAAAUUGUUUCACCACUUAUUCGAUUGUUGAGGAUUGUUGAUGCUGAUGAGAGGCCUUCACUUGGGUAUGUAUAUGAUGGCAUGUACAGGGCAAGAAAAACUAUCAAGAAUAUAUUAAUGAAUAAAAAGCCCUUGUAUAAGCCUUACACAAGGAUUAUCAAGAAAAGGUGGGAUUCUCAACUUCGUCAGAAGCUUCAUGCAGCAGCUUAUUUCCUAAAUCCUGUGUUCUUUUAUGAUAAGCAGAGCUUUUCUAAAAAGCCAGAGGUUAUGGCUGGAUUUCUUGAUGUUUUGGAUAAGACAAUCACUUCUAACAAAACCAAGUUUGUACAAGAAAGUUUGUUGUAUCAAGAUAGAGUUGAUAGCUUCGGUCGUUCCUUGGCCAUUUCAUCUAUAAACUCAUUGCGGCCAAAUGAAUGGUGGAAAAUGUUUGGUGAUAGUGCACCAAAUGUUAAAAAAUUGGCAAUGAGACUCUUAAGCCAAACUUCAUCUUCAUCUGGUUGUGAAAGAAAUUGGAGUGUUUUUGAAAGAAUACACUCUAAAAAAAGGAAUAGGUUGGAGCAUAAAAGGUUAAAUGAUCUUGUGUUUAUUCAUUACAACCUUCGUUUGAGAAAUAGAGUUUAUAACAAGAAAAGAUCUUUUGAUCCUAUUGAUUAUGAAAGUAUUGGUGACAUUGAGUAUUGGAUCAUGGAAGAUGAAGAUUCUCCCACCCUUAAUUAUGAUGAGAUAGAAGAAGCUAUGCUUUAUGAUGAUACAAUAAUUCCACAAGUUUCUAUCAAUCAAGAUGAAGGUAAUAAUGAAGGAGGAGGCAAUGAGGUUCCGUCUGGGGGUGGAUGUUCAAUCAUAGAAGGACUUGAUUUGAGAUCUUUUGCCCAAGAAGAUGUUGAAACUUAUAGUUAUGAUGAUUUACGGGAAACUCAUGCUUGGCUUAAUCAGGAUCCACCAAUCUUUGAUAAGUCAUGAAUAGAUAAA